AUGCAAAAAAUUAUCAAUCACAAGCAACCAAACCUUUACAAAUUCUAGUCCUCAAAAAAAUAAGACUCGCUUCAAUUUGUAGUCUAAAAAUAAAAAUUAGAAUAAUAAUAAUUCAAUAAUUAUCUUAAAAACAAGAAAAUGUAUGAUCUCCAUGAUUAGUACGAAGAUCUCUCUCAGAUUUUCGCUUAAGUUCAAGUUGCUGAUAAAAGAAUAUACUCUUUGAUAAUUUAAAUACAAAGAAAACAGAAUCCUAAAGAUUGGAUGGAAUUUCUUUCAGAUAAUGAAAAUCUUAGACAUCUAGAAGAGUAGAUUUCAUAAAGAGAGGAUUCAAAACAAGAAUAAAAAGAAUAAAGGAUGAAUGUUAUGAGAAAUGAUAUCUAACUAAUUCUUAAAGUCAUUGUAAAAAUUAAAGAUCAUGAGUUUAAUAAAUAAGACUAUUCUGAUUAACGAUAUUUCGAACAGAGAAAGGAUCUAAUAAAAAUAUUAAGAGAAUAAAAGGAGAUCAUCGAAUUUCUGUAAUUCUUAGUUCACCUCACUGCUUAUGAUGAAAACUUAAUACAAUGUGGAUCAAACUCACUAAAUUUAUUGGUUAAUAUGAAAGUCGACAUUAGAAAUUAAAAUUUUGAAAACAUCAGGAUUAAGAAUACUUCUUUAUUGGGUGCUAAUUUUGUUAGAUGCAACUUAAGCGGAUCAUAACUGGAUAAUGUAGACAUAAAUGAAAUGAAUUUAAAUGGAGCUAUACUGCUUAAUUGUAGAUGGACCAACAUUAAAAAAGAGGGUGAGAUAAACAAAUUAGAUGGCCAUACUGAUAAGGUGAAAUCUGUAUGCUUCUCUCCUGAUGGAAGUAUAUUAGCAUCUGGUAGUAGGGAUGACUCAAUUCGUUUAUGGGAUGUUAAGACAGGACAAUUAAAGAACAUAUUGGAUUGCCAAAGUGGAACAGUCUAAUCACUAUGCUUCUCUCCUGAUGGUACUACUUUAGCAUCUGGUAGUUAUAGAAAAAUUUGUUUAUGGGAUGUUAAGACGGGAUAAUAAAAGAACAUAUUUUAGGGACAUUAAUGUUUGGUUUAUUUAAUAUGCUUCUCUCCUGAUAGUACUACAUUAGCAUCUUGUAGUUAUGGAACAAUUGGUUUAUGGAAUGUUAAGACAGGAAAAUUAAAGAACGUAUUGGAUUGCCAUUUUGGAACAGUCUAUUCACUAUGCUUCUCUCCUGAUGGUACUACUUUAGCAUCUGGUAGUGCUGAUAAGUCUAUCCGUUUAUGGGAUGUUAAGUAAGGAUAAUAAAAGGCCAAAUUGGAUGGUCAUAGUGAUAAAGUAAAAUCAGUAUGCUUCUCUCCUGAUGGAUUUACAUUGGCAUCUGCUAGUGCUGAUAAGUCUAUCUGUUUAUGGGAUGUUAAGACAAGGAAGAAAAAAUCCUAAUUGAAAUUUCUUAAACUGACUGUCUGUUCAGUAUGUUUCUCUCCUGAUAGUACUACAAUAGCAUCUGGCAGUUAUGAAGAAAUUGGUUUAUGGGAUGUUAAAACAGGAUAAUAAAAGGCCAUAUUGGAUGGUCAUAGUGAUAAAGUAAACUCAGUAUGCUUCUCUCCUGAUGGAUUUACAUUGGCAUCUGCUAGUGCUGAUAAGUCUAUCCGUUUAUGGGAUGUUAAGAUAGAAUAAUAAAAGACCAAAUAGGAUGGUCAUAGUGAUAAAGUAAACUCAGUAUGCUUCUCUCCUGAUGGAUUUACAUUGGCAUCUGGUAGUGCUGAUAAUUCUAUCCGUUUAUGGGAUGUUAAGACAGGAUAAUAAAAGAUCAGAUUGGACGGUCAUAUGAAUUCAGUCAACUCAGUAUGCUACUCAUCUGAUGGUUAUACAUUAGCAUCUUGUAGUAGUGAUACCUCUAUCCGUUUAUGGGAGGUUAAGACAGGAUAAUAAAAGUCCAAAUUUGAUGGUCAUAGGGAAGCAGUCAACUCGGUAUGCUUCUCCCCUGAUGGUACUACAUUAGCAUCUGGUAGUAAUGAUAACUCAAUCAGUUUAUGGAGUGUUAAGAUAGGUUAAUAAAAGGCCAGAUUGGAUGGUCAUAGUGAUAAAGUAAACUCAGUAUGCUUCUCCCCUGAUGGUACUACAUUAGUAUCUGGUAGUAAUGAUAACUCAAUUCGUUUAUGGGAUGUUGAGACAGGAUAAUAAAAGAACAUAUUUUUUUGUAAGUAUUAAGAUGUUUAUUCAGUAUGCUUCUCUCCUGAUGGUGCUACAUUAGCAUCUGGUGGUUAUGAAAAAAUUUGUUUAUGGAAUGUUAAGAAAGGAUAAUCAAAGACCAUAUUGGAUGGUCAUAGUAGAUAAGUCAACUCAGUAUGCUUCUCUCCUGAUGGAAAUACAUUAGCAUCUUGUAGUUUUAGAAAAAUUGGUUUAUGGGAUGUUAAGACAGGAUAAUAAAAUGCCAAAUUGGAGGGUCAUAGUCAUAAAGUAAAUUCAGUAUGCUUCUCUCCUGAUGGUACUAAAUUAGCAUCUUGUAGUAAUGAUAACUCAAUACGUUUAUGGGAUUUUACAACAGGAUAAUAAAAGCCUUAAUUGGAUGGUCAUACUUAUUCAGUUUUAUCAGUAUGCUUCUCUUCUGAUGGUACUUCAUUAUCAUUUGGUAGUGCAGAUAAGUCCCCCUGUUUAUGGGAUGUUAAGACAGGAUAAUAAAAGACCCAACUGGAUGGUCAUAGUAGUUCAGCCAAUUAAGUUUGCUUCUCUCCUGAUGGCACUACAUUAGCAUCUGGUAGAGCUGAUAAGUCUAUCUAUUUAUGGAAUGUUAAGACAGGAUUAUAAACAACCAAAUUAGAUGGUCAUAGUGGAACAAUCUGGUCAUUAUGCUUCUCUUCUGAAGGAACUAUAUUAGCAUCUGGUAGUACUGAUAAGUCUAUUCGUAUAUGGGAUGUUAAGACAGGAUAAUAAAAGUCAUAAUUUGAUGGUCAUAGUGGUAAUGUUUAUUCAGUAUGCUUUUCUCCUGAUAGUACCACAUUAGCAUCUGGUAGUGAGGAUAACUCAAUCCGUUUAUGGAAUGUUAAGACAGGAUAGUAAAAGGCUAAAUUUAAUGGCCAUAGCGGUUAUAUUUAUUCAGUACGUUUCUCUCCUGAUGGUACUACAUUAGCAUCCGGUAGUUGGGAUAAAUCUAUCAGUUUAUGGAAUGUUAAAACAGGAUAAUAAAAGAUCAAAUUAGAUGGUCAUAGUAGUUAAGUCAAUUCAGUUUGCUUCUCUCCUGAUGGCACUACAUUAGCAUCUGGUAGAGCUGAUAAGUCUAUCCAUUUAUGGAAUGUUAAGACAGGAUAAUAAAAGACCAAAUUGGAUGGUCAUAGGAAUUCAGUCAACUCAGUAUGCUUUUCUACUGAUGGUGCUACAUUAGCAUCAGGUAGUAGUGAUACUACAAUUCGUUUAUGGGAUGUUAAGACAGGAUAAUAAAAGACCAAAUUGGACGGUCAUAGGAAUUCAGUCAACUCAGUAUGCUUUUCUACUGAUGGUGCUACAUUAGCAUCUUGUAGUAGUGAUAACUCUAUCCGUUUAUGGGAGGUUAAGACAGGAUAAUAAAAGACCAAAUUUGAUGGUUAUCGUAGUUUCGUUCUCUCAGUAUGCUUCUCUCCUGAUGAUUCUAAAUAAGCAUCUGAUAGUAUUGAUAACUCUAUCCGUUUAUGGGAUGGAAAGUCAGGACAAGAAAUUCAAUCUUAAGAUAAAAAUUAUAAAGCUAUCUUUAAUUCUUUUAAGACUCAACAUAUCGAAAACAGUCCUCUUCCAGGUAUUAAUUGUAUCAUAUUUUAGGAUCUACCAAUCAAAAUAUUUUAUAGAUAUCCCAAUAAGCUAUUUUUUAAGCAUAGGACUCUUUUAUCUUGAAAGGUGAAUUUAUAAAUUAAUAAGGGAUCAACUUAUUGCCCCUCUUGAGACAAAAAGGUAGUUGUAUUUUGGAAAGCCAGUUAGGCUCAAAUUAAAAAUGA
Molecule: messenger RNA, 3941 nt
Organism: Paramecium primaurelia
Lineage: Eukaryota; Ciliophora; Oligohymenophorea; Peniculida; Parameciidae
Source: the annotation of a GenBank genome assembly